Molecule: messenger RNA, 3032 nt
Organism: Leptopilina boulardi
Lineage: Eukaryota; Metazoa; Arthropoda; Insecta; Hymenoptera; Figitidae
Product: pyruvate dehydrogenase phosphatase regulatory subunit, mitochondrial
Exons: 14
Coding region: 246-2924 (892 amino acids)
Cellular component (GO): mitochondrial matrix; mitochondrion; cytoplasm
Molecular function (GO): protein binding; oxidoreductase activity
Source: RefSeq, a predicted model, not a curated record
UUCAGUUAUUCUUUAGUAUAUAUGUACAGUGUUUUGUUGUGUGUUAUAAUUUCUAUAGAUAAUAAGGAAAUAAUUAGAUGAUUUACAAAUUAUUGUUAUAAAUUGCUUUUAUUUUAAUUUUUAUUGUAUAUAAUUCAAUGACAUAUUUAAAAUAUGCUUUUUAUAAAGAUAUAAAAUCUGUUAUUUAGAUAUUAUUUUGACAAAUUCAUAUGUCCUUGAAUAAGAAAUAAUUGUUAAUUAUAAAUAUGUGGCAGAGAUCAAAAUUUUUGUCACAAAUAUUGACAGUGAAAAAGUCCAAAUCACGUUGGAAAGAAGGAAUAAAUUUAGCAUCAACAAAGGAAAAUGACAAUAAUUUAGAAGGUGAAAUACCUCCAAAGGAUUGCCAAGUUGUAAUUUGUGGAGGUGGUGUUAUGGGUGCUGCUGUUGCAUACCAUCUGUCAUUAAUGGGACUUGGAUCACAAACUGUGAUAGUCGAGAGUAGUAGACUAGGUGGAGGAACUACUUGGCAUGCUUCUGGUUUAGUUGGAGCUUUUAAACCAAGUUUAGCUCAAGUCAAAUUAGCACAAGAUAGUAUUGCACUUUAUAAGGAACUUGAGAAAAAGGGACUUCCAACAGGUUGGAAACAAUGUGGAAGUUUGUCUUUAGCUCGCACAAGAGAUCGAAUGACAGUCUUUCGAAGAAUGAAAGCACAAUCAGUGUCACGAAAUAUUGAUUGUCAUUUGGUAUCACCAGAAGAAGCACAAAAAUUGUGUCCUUUACUUCAAAUUGAUGAUAUUGUUGGUGGUUUAUGGAUACCAGAUGAUGGUGCCGCUGAUCCUUAUCAAAUUUGUUUGACAUUAAUUGAAGAAGCUAAAAAAAAUGGUGUUAAAGUUUAUGAAAAUUGUAAAAUCUCAAAAAUUUAUAAUCACAAUGGAAAAGUCAAAGGUGUCGAGACAACACGAGGUAAAAUUGAAUGUCAACAUUUUAUAAAUUGCACUGGAUUUUGGGCUCGUUCUGUGGGAAAAUUGAGUGAUCCUCAAGUUAAAGUACCUUUACAUCCAGUAGAGCAUUAUUAUCUACAUACAAAACCAAUCAAGGAUUUAGAUCCAAUGACACCUGUUGUUCGUGAUUUGGAUGGUUAUAUUUAUUUUCGAGAAAAUAAGGGUCGAAUUUUAGCUGGUGGAUUUGAACCUGUUGCUAAACCAGCUUUUGAAAAUGGAAUUAUUCCUGAGAACGCAAAAGAAAGAUAUUUACCCGAAGAUUGGGAUCAUUUUCAUAUUUUAUUGGAACAAAUGCUUCAUCGAAUUCCAAGUUUGGGAGAUGCAAUUCUAGAAAGAUUGUGCAAUGGACCUGAGGCAUUUUCUCCCGAUUGUAAAUGGAUUGUCGGUGAAGCUCCUGAAAUACAAAAUUAUUAUAUUGCAGCUGGAAUGAAAACGGUAGGAAUAUCGGCUGCAGGAGGUGUUGGAAGAGCAACUGCAGAAUUGAUAGUAAAUGGAAAAACUUCUCUUGAUAUGUAUGAAUUGGAUGUCUCACGUUUUUUAGGUUUACAUAAUAAUCGAAAAUUUUUACGAGAUCGUGUAAGAGAAGUUCCUGGUUUACAUUAUGGAUUACAAUAUCCACAUCAGGAAUUUCAAACUGGACGAAAUUUAAGAAUGUCACCUAUUUAUCCAAAAUUACGAGAAGCUGGUGCAGUUUUUGGACAAGUUAUGGGAUAUGAGAGACCAACAUGGUUUGAAGAAAACGAUAUUGAAACUGACUAUGAUUCAGAUCCAAUUGAUGGUAAAAUUGCGUACACUGAUACUUUUGGAAAACCACCUUGGUUUGAUGCAGUUUCCCUAGAAUAUGCAGCUUGUCGUGAAACAAUUGGAUUAAGUGAUUAUUCUUCAUUUACAAAAAUCGACUUAUGGUCGAAUGGUCUGGAAGUAGUUGAUUAUUUACAGUAUUUAUGUUCAAACAAUGUUGAUGUUCCAGUUGGAAGUAUUAUUCACACUGGAAUGCAAAAUCGUUGUGGUGGAUAUGAAAAUGAUUGCAGUUUGGCUCGACUUAAUGCAAAUCAUUAUAUGAUGAUUGCUCCAACGAUUCAACAAACUCGAUGUAAAACAUGGUUGAAACGUCAUUUACCUGCUGAUGGCUCUGUGGCAUUUUCUGAUGUCACUUCAGCAUAUACGGCUAUUUGUAUAAUGGGUUCUUCAACUAGACAAUUAUUAUCUGAAUUAACUGACACUGAUUUGAAUCCGAAAAAUUUUCCAUUUUUUACUUAUAAGGAACUUGAUGUUGGAUUAGCAAAUGGAAUUCGUACAAUGAAUUUAACUCACACUGGAGAACUUGGAUAUGUUCUUUAUAUUCCAAAUGAGUUUGCUCUUCAUGUUUAUAAAAAAUUAAUUGACGCUGGAGCAAAAUAUGGAAUAAGACAUGCUGGUUAUUAUGCGACAAGAGCUUUGAGAGUUGAAAAAUUUUACGCAUUUUGGGGUCAAGAUCUUGAUACUUUUACCACUCCUCUAGAAUGUGGAAGAUCGUGGAGAGUAAAAUUUGAUAAAGAUAUUGAUUUUAUCGGACGUGAAGCUCUUUUGAAACAAAGAGAAAAUGGUGUUAAGCGAAAGUACGUUCAACUUUUAUUAAAUGAUCACGAUCCAGAAAUUGAUCUUUGGUCAUGGGGUGGUGAACCAAUUUAUAGAAACGGAAAAUAUUGUGGAAUGACAACAACAACAGCUUACGGAUUUACUUUUAAAAAGCAGGUGUGUCUUGGUUUUGUAAAGAAUAUUGAUUCAAAUGGAAAUGAACAAGAAGUUACAAAUGAAUAUAUUCUCUCAGGAGAUUAUGAAGUCGAUGUGGCUGGAAUAAGAUUCCUCGCAAAAUGUCAUCUUCAUAGUCCAAAUUUACCAACCAAGUUCCCUGAUAAAGAGAGGGAUGCUUAUCAUGCAACACGUGAUCAGCAAACAGUUUAAUCUAUACCAAUUUAGAUUAAUUAUAUAUAUAUAUAUAUAUAAAAUAUUAAUAAUGUACAAAAUUACACAGAAAAUUGUAUUAUUAUUUAUUAAACGACAUUUACAUAA